CGAGCUGAUGCAAACAGAAAACGUAUGCAAAAUCGUUGUUGUUAAAUUUUAUAUAUUUUUACAUGGUGUCGGAGAGCACGAAACUCUGCCAAGAUGAAGAAGGUCAACUGGUUGAUCCAAUGUCUGGUCGCAUGCACUUCCAUGGCAUUCGUGGCCUGUGCCGAGGAUGUUGUGUGGCGCGAGGGCUAUCAGGGCCAUGGCACCGUUCACGAGCAACUCGGCCAGCCCCAUGUGCCCGACCCCAUGUUCAGCGAGUACGUGCCGAAGACAAGACAUAGAAACAUUACCAAAGUAAGCCAUAUGAGCUUGGGUCCAGUCAACGUUAUAGCAAAUGGCCUUCUUCACCUUUUCUAUAGGCCGGGCAAAAUGCAGUUAAGUGAUUAUAUUACGGUUUCGAACGGCAGCACCUUAACCAUAGAGCGCAAGAUGAAAUCGAACGACUGGAAGAGUUUGCUGGCCGCCAAUAAGCUGCUAAUAUUGUGGUUGCUGUUCUUCCUGUUGCUCAUAUUGGUCAUACCGAUCCUUGGGAUAUUGUAUUGUUCCUUGUGCUGGUGUCGCUGCAAACGAGGCUGUCCGCCGUGCACGUCGCAACGAGAUGCCAAGCUGCGUGUGGUGUUCAGUGUAAUCAUGGUUAUCCUGCUCAUUGGAUUGAUAAUUGGGACCAUCAUUGCGUUCAUUGCCAAUAAGCAGAUCAGUCGAGGCGUGCGCUCUGCCAAGGAGAGUCUGUUGUCCUCCGGCGAGGGUAUCUGCGCCUUUCUCAAAGGCAUCUCCGAUCAUAUUGACCAUUUGGUCAUCACCAAUUAUCAGGAGCUGAAGGAGCACCUAGUCGAACAGGCAACUGAUGCGUAUAAGCAUCUAUUUUUGGAUCUAGCUGAUACUUCCGAUGGGAAUGCGUUGGUCGAUUUGGAGCGAGUAUUGCAAAACAUGCGAGAGGCGAGAGCACGAAUGAAGUCGAAUAUUUGGAAUGUGGAUAGACUUGUGUUCCUUGUCGCCAAUUUCCGGGAUGCCAUGCGUUACUACUAUCGUGAGACGUAUCGCGGAUUUAUCAUUUUAUGUCAGAGGCCACAGUGUGAUGAGAAGAUGAUAUCUUUUGGCUUUCAAAGUUGGGUAACCAAAUGUAUGCAUUUGGAUGGGUUGCCUAACUCAACCAAGUUUUGGGGGGCAAUGGAUAAAUCAGUUAAACUUAACUUAGAAAAUAUACCAAGGCUAGGUAUAAAGCGCCUAUGGGAAGUUGGUGAAAAUUUAAAAAAAAUUAUGGAUCCGACUAUUCCGCCGUUAAUUGCAAGGUUGGAUCGAUGCGGUGACCUGCUCAUACAGCAAAGGGAAGAUUUAAAGAAAAUUAUCGACGAGAUGCUGCACAAUGCUAACGAUAAAACAAUAAAUUCUGCAAAAUCAUUAGAUAACAUUCUAACCAACUUUGGUACCGAUCGCACUGCUAUUAAUAUUAUUGUCUGCAUCACUUUAAUGUUGAUAAUUGUCAUGUUGAUAAUUGGCCUAGUAUGGGGCAUGUGUGUGCGUGCAAACAACCUGGGAUCUGGUGCCAUGCUAGUAUCCGUUCUGCUGAUAUUUUGCGUGUUCUCGUUUAUAACGAUUGUUGGACUAUUUUAUUUUAUGCUUGGAUUUCUCACAUAUAAUGCUGCCUGUCGAUCGACUAUUACCACAACGAACAGCUUCAUGGAUUCCAGGAUCAACGCACCCGUUGCCGAUGAAGAGCAGGACAGAAAUGCGAUGAACACGACAACAACGACAAUUUCGAAAAAUGUGUUCGACUGCAAAAGAAAUGGAACCUUUUUCGAUUUGUUGAAAGAAAAGGGCCUAUACGAUGUCAUGAAAUUAAAGGGCAUGUUGCAAAUAGACGAGGCUGAAAAUGAAUUUAAAUGGCAUUCAUUUAAAGGCGAUUUGUCUCAGAUGGCGCUGAUAACUCACAGAGAGCUGCGUUUGCUUUAUAAAGUCCUGCAGCCAUUGUUUUUUUAUCGUAGCCGUUUAUAUACGGAUGUUCUCUGUCUGCCAAUGACGCGUACUUCCUUACAGGAUAUGGACGAUUUGGUAACUAAAACGGGGUUUAGCUUAAUUUACAACUUUUUUAAGGGCCGGACUGACUAUUCAAGAAUGUGGAUGAGCUCUUGUAGCUAUUUCACAGUCAGUCGUGAUAUACAACCAUUUAAGGAAGUAGAAGCUGAAAUUCCAAAAUAUGUUAACAAAAUAAAGAGCAACUUGGAGGUGAUCGAUAGACUUAUAUUGUCCGAAAACUUGGAUUUUAAUGAAACCUUUCAGCCAAUGAUUGAGGCAAUAAUCCGAGCUCAAGAAUUCAUAAACUAUAAGGGCGUCGAAUUUAUUGAAAAUCUUGGCAAAAAUUUAACUGGUUCAAUUUCCGACCAAUUGGACAAUUAUGUUAAAAUGAUUAUCUACGAGCUCACUCUUCACGUUGGUCCCUGUAAGCACCUCUCCGAUCUAUAUACCAACAGUCUUGAGCACGUUUGCCAGCAUCUAAUUGACCCGAUCAAUGCAUUCUGGUUGGGCGUGCUGCUUAGCGCCCUGUUGCUCCUCCCGAUCCUGUAUGUGGCCCAUCGACUGAUCUGCCUCUAUAGGGUAUAUCCAGUGUAUGUGGCCAAAAUCUUAUAUCUGGAGCGCGACGGUUACCCCUGUCCGACCUGCUCAGGCCUCCCAUAUAGGCCCAAUCCGGUCAUCAUCUGCGGCGGUGGCCAACAAGAUGGAGGCGACUGCCCGUGCAUAGACACUCCAAUCCAAAUAUCUGGGUUGGGUACAACAACCGGCAACGCCUACAAAAGUAAGCGAGAGUAGAUGCGGCUGCUUGAAGAGAGCCCGAGUGAGCGAACCGUAGCGUUCAGAAUUCAACAGACGAAUGAACAACAUUCAGACUGCGAGCUUCCACCAGACCAUCGCUGUCGCAGCGCGCGCACACACUCACAGGCAUACGAGCUGGUGAGAGUGUGAGAGUGCAGGGAGCGCAUGCUGUCGACGUAAUCACUUGCAAGUGUACUCUGCAGCGGUAGCCGAAACGCGCGGGGGUGUGCUGGGCGUCUGUACAAAAAUCGUCAUCGAAUAUGUCGGCGAAGCAACCAGUGCAUUGGAACCCAGCGGAGGACAUAACUGCGGCUGUAACUGCCUAUGUACGUACGUAUUUCGGCAUCAGGCAGUGACAACGUGGGCAGCUCUCGAUAGAGCGGGGCGCGUGUCACGUCCCGAGCACAAACCAAAACUCACAAAACACGACUUUUCAAAUAUGAAGUAUAGGAUACAGUUA
Molecule: messenger RNA, 3265 nt
Organism: Drosophila novamexicana
Lineage: Eukaryota; Metazoa; Arthropoda; Insecta; Diptera; Drosophilidae
Product: prominin-like protein
Exons: 12
Coding region: 94-2802 (902 amino acids)
Cellular component (GO): membrane
Source: RefSeq, a predicted model, not a curated record